Messenger RNA from Mesorhabditis spiculigera, 2235 nucleotides. Lineage: Eukaryota; Metazoa; Nematoda; Chromadorea; Rhabditida; Rhabditidae. The record is from the annotation of a GenBank genome assembly.
AUGCCGGAAACGAAGCCUGAUGCGCGAAGAUUUACCGUCAGGCAACGUGCGACAAAAAACAAGGGAAAGUUCCACCAGCUGUCAAACGACGCCGAAACUACUCUACCACUGGCUCGUCUACCUGAACAAGGGCUUCUCGAAAUUGUUGUGCCCGGGAAGGACAAUGAGGGAAAUUCAGCGCCGAUAGCGCAAGCCUCUACCGCAUCGGAGGCCAAAUCCGGCGAAAAUCUGGAUCAGUCUAUAAAUUAUGCUUCGGAAAAACCUGUCGCUGAAGCAACAAAAACAAAAGUGACGUCUCGCGAACUACAAUAUUACAUCCGAGAUCGGUUGCCGCUGGAAGAAUCAGAAAGCCGUUGCUUUGUCUGUCGUGACGGGACAUCUGAAGAUCGGCCGCUGAUCCGUUGCUCGAAAAGGAAAUCUUGUAUGACGCAUUUUCACGAGGAUUGCUUGCAAAACUAUAACGGCGGUGGAUUCCAGCCGGAUUACAUCUUCUGCAUGAACAAGGAUAAACCUUGCUGCCCGCUACAUCACUGUCACGCCUGUUUCGCCGAAGGGCGUAAAACUUCCGCGAUAACCUCGGAUAACGACGCCUACGUACAAUGUACAAAGUGUUACAUCGCCUUCCACGACUGUUGCAUCCCUUCCGGCUACGAGUUGACCCCGGAAUUGGCCAGAAAAUACGACGUCGAUAUCCCGCCCAGUAAACUUGAUAGAUACUGCAUUUGCCCCCGUCAUGCAUCCCCGGAAGCCAGGAAAAUAAUCAAAAUGCCUGCACUCAGCUCUUAUUAUCGAGAAUGCUUUGAAUGCUUUGGUGAAAAAAGCGAUUUGGAGAUGGACGCGAAGCUCUAUCAUUGUAGCCGAUGUCUUCGAAGAUUCCACGCCGAAUGCUAUCGAUUUCGUGAUACAGAGCCACCAACCGAGCAAGUCGUGUGUGAAGCAUGUGUGCUUGGUGAAUUUCAUCGAGUUGGCGACUAUGUAAUGACGUAUUUUGGUGGAGAGUGGUUUUUCGCGGAAGUUGUCCAUCCCUCACGCUUUCCAGCACGAAAAGCCCCGUUUUCGACGUGGAACGGGCAUCCCGGCUUUGUGACUGUCAGAUGGUGUGGCUAUGGGGAUCUUUACUCAGUGACGCCCGCGGAAUAUUGCCUCUGGCUACCCGACCAUAUCCAAUUUGAGCCGAAGAUUGAAAGGAAAGAAAAACACGAAGAGCGGAAGAUUCCCGAGUUUCGAAAGAUUUUGAACACCGCAGUGCACGAGAGGUUGACCUAUCAGCCGAUCGAGACAUCUGUGUAUUUCAACUCUCGUUCACAAAGCGCGCGAACCAUCGAGGAUUGGGAAUGCGGCUGUGAGGUCGGACCCGGCGGCUUCAAGUGCGGCCCUAACGAUAGCUGCACGAAUCGCGCAACGGAUCAGGAGUGCACCUCGGCUUGCGGUGACCUGUGCCAGAAUCGGCAAUUGGCAAAACGUGACUACUGCGGUGACGUCGAGGUUCGAUUGACGGAGGAGAAGGGAAAAGGACUUUUCGCCACCAAGGACAUUCCUGCGGGAACUUUCAUUGGUGAAUAUGCUGGCGAGCUGAUCUCGGACCCGGAGGAAAUACAGAAUCGGCAAGAGCACCUGUACCGUUUCCACAACGCCGAGGACGCUCACUACAUGAUGCAGCUCGAAAAAGGGCGAAUCGUCGACGCACGCUUCAAGGCCAAUUUAUCGAGGUUUAUAAACCAUUCGUGCCGCCCGAAUUGUUUGGUCGGGCUAAAGUUGGUCGAGCUGACGGCCAAAAACCCGAAAAAGGAGAAGAAGGAGACGAAAAAGGAAAAGAGCCCACUGAUGGACCUCCGCCCGUACGUCUACACGAAAAGGCUGAUCAAGGCCGGCGAGGAGUUGACGUUUUUCUACGAUAUGGCCGUCUACAAGGGCGCAGGCUCGUUGCCGGCAUGUUACUGUCGAGCCGAAGAUUGUAAAGGACAAAUGGGCAGGCAAAAGAAGGAAAAGGGUGAUGGGCGGGCCGGUUCUGAUGAUUCGGCCAGUCGAAGUUCAAGUGGGAAGAGGGAGGCCGGGGAGAUCGGUGUGAAAAAGGAGUCAUCAGCGGCGCGUCGGCGCCCGUUUAAGCGCGCUGAGGCAUCCAAUGAAAAUGAAAAUCCAGCCAGCAGCGCACCCGUUAAACUUUCGAAAGCUGCGCCAAAGAAACGAAAAUGGAGCUGCACCAGCAACGAAGCACUCCCCCUUCAGAACACCGUC